This is a messenger RNA of Vespa mandarinia (Asian giant hornet), 4078 nucleotides long. It is a transcript of the gene Su(Tpl), whose product is annotated as Suppressor of Triplolethal. Lineage: Eukaryota; Metazoa; Arthropoda; Insecta; Hymenoptera; Vespidae. The record is from RefSeq and is a predicted model, not a curated record. Gene Ontology annotation, cellular component: transcription elongation factor complex. Gene Ontology annotation, biological process: positive regulation of transcription elongation by RNA polymerase II; snRNA transcription by RNA polymerase II; transcription elongation by RNA polymerase II. Gene Ontology annotation, molecular function: cis-regulatory region sequence-specific DNA binding.
ACCGCGCGAGGACAGCAAGGUCGUCGGGCUAUCGGUGCUUACCUAAUCAUUGCGAUUGGCCGACGGCUCUCCCGUAAGCCCCGCCUACCAGAUCUGGCCGAAAGGAAUAACGGAAGGGAAAUUUUUGGAAACGACACAUAUUCAGGGAUAUACGUGUGAGUGUCUCUUUUAUCUCUAUCUUUAUCCGAAAGACGAAAACGAAGGCGAAGCCGUCGUCAAGAGUUCCGGGUGCGGAGAUAGUUUUCUCGCGACCACUACGGAAUCGUUCCGUGCUCUCUCCCUCUCUCUCUCUCUCGUUCUCACGUUCCGUGGCACGGGGUUAAGAAGAGAAGACCGACCGAGCAAAGGAGCGAGAGAGAGAGAGAGAGAGGAGUGGCGAGGAGUGGAAUCGGUGUUCGUGCCGACACACACACACACACACACACACAUACAGACAGCCAGCCAGAGAGAGAAAGAGAGAGGGAGAGAGAGAGAGAGAGAGAGAGCGAAGAGGACGUCAGCUGUGUGCGCUUUUACGACAAGGGGGACGUGUGUGGUACCGUGACGGAGAGGGAAAGAGGAGGAGAACCGACGAGAAGGAGAGAAAGAGAGAGAUAGAAGCCACUGUCGAGAGAUAGAGAAAUGGCGGCGCUGGUGGCAGGUGUCCAGUAUGGUUUGUCGUCGCAUAGCAAUUUUCACGAGAACAAAUCGCUCAUCUUCGUGAAGCUCACGGAUUCGGCGCAACGUGCCAUCGAGGAUUUUCUUAGGAAUCGGAACAAGACCAGCCAAAACCCUACGAUACAGUUCCUAGGAAAUGAGGGGCAACUGUCGUUCCCAUCCACGCAAUCUAGCCAUGGCUCGGCGGGUUUUACCUUCAGCCUGUCCGGCAAUCAAGACAUCGAGGGUCCUCAGGGUGGCUUCGAGUGCAUUCAGCAAACAGGUCCAACGAGUCUGGAAAGCCUCGGAGCGUUGCCAUGUAAAAUGCGGAUACAGGCGAACGACGAUGUCUACGAGACAACUAGACAUCGAAUGGCAGUGGCAGAAGAAAAUAAUAAGAAUAAAUGCACCAGGGUGAUCAAAGCGAACGGACCGGACAUCGGUCGAAAGGUAAAGGUUAAAAGUACAGGAAGAACGAUACCAACGGCGUCGAGCAAUCCGAGACAUCGGGAACCGUCGUCGUCGUCGUCGUCGAACGUUCCGCCAUCGUCCAUCGGCGGUAAUCAAUCGAGAUUGUCUUCCACCUACAAACCGGCUCCUAGCAGUAAUCCAUCGAUCGUUCGUAAUCAACCGGAGAAAAAGGUCUCCGACAUUAUGCGAAGACCUCUCAAAGAACGGCUGAUACACCUACUUGCUUUGAGACCAUACAAGAAACCCGAGUUGUACGAUCGCAUCAGCAGAGAAGGAAUAAAGGAACGCGAACGCAGCAGCAUGACAACGAUUCUGAAGCAAGUCGCCUUCAUGCGGGACAACACGUAUCAUCUGCAUAGGUACGUUUGGAACGACGUCCAGGAGGAUUGGCCGUAUUACACGGAACAGGAAAAGGCCAUGCUGAAGAGGAGAAAACCUCAGAACCUUACGCCACCCGGAUCCAGCGAUGGUGGUUCUAGCGGUAGCGGACAAUCACCAAAUUCUGUUCAUCCGGGUUCGCCACCGGCAAUAACCGGGCCACCGCCGAAUCUUCUUAACAAGAGACCUGGCUAUUAUCAGGGUAACGACGGUCUGCCAACAAAGAAGCCUCGAAUAUCGCAUUAUAAAAAGCCCGAGCCUAGCUCGAACGCAUCCUCGUCUUUGUCUUCCACUUCUUCCAAAGCCGGCGAGAGCGGAAGGACGACAGGUAGUGCUGUUAGUGGUGGUGUCGUUGUCGGUGCCGGUAUUGGUGGGAAUGCCUCUAACGGUAGUGGUGGUAGUGGUAGUACUAGUGUAGGUACUAGCGGUAACGCUGGUUUAUUUGAUGUCUGGGACCAGAGACAGCAACAACAACAGCAGCAGCAGCAGCAGCAGCAACAGCAGCAACAGCAACAGCAACCACAACGCGAACGCCGUGCCGAUUAUCGGGCCGAAAGAACAUCGAACAGUGAAGUGUUACGAGGUAGCGGAAGCUACGCCAACGGCAACAAAACUUGUUCAACGACGAUGAAUAACAUCGGCGACGCGAGCAAUCAAAGCGACUCCGUUAUCUCGAGCAGCGAGAGCAAUACCAUGAACGUCAACACCGUCAGCCAUAAUUCCCAUAAUAGUCUAACUCAUAAUAAUUCAACGUGCAACAAUCGUAAUCACCACGGUGUUGGUGCCGUCAGUGGUGGUAAUAGUGGUGGUGUUAGUAGUGGAGGAGGAGGAAGCGGCGGCGGGCCUGUUAGCAAAUCGAUCCCAGCCAGUAGUGAAAAUAGCAUUGGUUCAAGUGUAGAUCAUAUUGCGCGCAACGUGGCCAAUUCCACGAGCGGUCCAGGAAACAUCGCUAUGGGUGGAGUUAGUGUUGGUUCUGGUGGUGGUACCAAUAGUACUAGCGGUGGUUACAGUGCUAUACCAAAUGGUACGAUCACCGAACGAAAAGACAGAAGCGAUCGGGUUCGCGGCGAUAGAGAGAGAGAAUCAAGAAAGAGGAAUAGUGCCAGCAACGGCGGCACGUCCCUCUCAACCACGGAUCAUAAUCUCGUCAAUCUUCCUGUCUCCGAGUACAACGAUAACGCCGAUGAUAACACCGUCACGACGUCCACGUGCAAUGUCGAUUCGCCGGAAAGCCACAAGUUUACCGACUACCCUAGCUACCUCGCAUAUUAUACGACAAUAAGCAGCCUGGAACAGAGACGACGUUAUAAAGCUGAAUUUAACGCGGACUACGAGGAAUAUAAAAGAUUGCACGCUCAAAUGGCGAUGGUCUCGGGACGUUUCAAGCAAUUGGAGGAGCGCCUGAAGGAAGAGGAAGCGAUGGGCAAUAUAGAAGGAUGCAAGGAGGUCAAACGGCAAAUUCUUAUGGAGUAUAACGAAACGAAGCGCGAUCCGAUGCAAAGGGAGACGAAACGUCGCUUCCAUUAUCUGCACGAAAAGUUGAGCCAUAUAAAGAGACUGGUUCUAGAGUACGAUACGCUAAACAGUAGCGGAAGUAUGAUGCUCAUGACGAUGAUGGCCAACCGCAAGAUGGGUGAUACAGGCGAAAUGGAUACUAUACAUUACUGACAUACGAUGAAAAGGCCGGCUUUCUUUGACUACGUCUGUUCUCGGUUGUCGGUACGCUACAGUCGCGACUUGGUCGUUGUCGCAGAAUUUGCAUUUUCUCGGCAAAGUUGCAAGGCUGAACUUCUUAACGGUCCUUAUGGUUCCUGGAUUAAUUAUCGCCGAAAAACUAAACUUAACUGAACUGAAUGGGGGUUGCGCGACUCGAAAACGAAUGCCGCUCGACGAAUCUUCCUGCCCGUAACUGCGAGAAUCGAUGGGAGAACGCGUUACCAAUUUUAUUCUCCAACUUUUCGACUUUCUCCGUUUGCGCAGAGAGCACACAUUGCGAUGAGCUAACUGUCGAACUGGCGUUUCAAAUUCGACCAAUGCUAAGCUUCUCGGUUUAUCGCAGAUUAUAUAAAACAUGAAAAGGCUGACGACAAUCGGUACGUUUAAAAGGCAAAGAUGCAAAAUGACAAAAGAAAAAAAGAGAAAAGAAAAAAAAAGAAACAAAAAAGGGGAAAAAAAAGAAGUAAUAAAACGAGAGAAAAAAGUGAUCGGCUAAUAUCUCGAAGGCGGGCGUUGUGCGGUAGCGGUGAGUGGGGACGGCCGAAGAUCUUUCCAAAUGCUCGCGUACGUUGCGAGAUAAGUAAGUACACACAUAUAUGUCGAGUUCAAAGCUCGCACAUCCUCCACGGCCACGACGACGCAACUUGGAAAAGUCAAAGUAUGACGGGGCAACGAAGAGAGUAGACAGUGAGAGAAAGAAAAAAGUAGUUUUAAUUCUAACAAAAAGUUACUUUACCGUGCGCACGCGUCCAAGUGUGUCGUCCAGUUUAAAAGUGUUAGGUAUAGAUUAAAAGAAAAGAAAAAGAAAAAAAAAAAAAAAAAAAAAUAUAAAUCUAAAAUUGCGUGAAGAUAGAAGAGGGUCCAAGAGGUACUCUUG